AUGAACUUUUUCACCGGCGAUGCCAUGAUUAUGCCUCUUGAAAUUAGAAGGGGCUUCGAUGCCGACGAGGAGGACGAGUCCUUCGACUCCCUGGAGUUCUCCGAUCUCCGAUCCCCUCCCCUGACUCAGUCCGAAUCGCGUGUCCCGACUCCGGAUCCGAAUCCGAUUCGCGACUCGGACCUCCCGACUCCCUCUCAGGAUCCUCUCAAGCCCUCUUCCACGAGCUUUGAUUUCUGGGACGAGGACGAAUUCGAGGGCCUUCCCGUCGUGGAGCAACCGGCGGACCCCAUCGAAGUUCCCCAAGAUGCCGCUGGGCCUAUCAACCCCAGCCCGGACCUCAAGCCGGCGUCGAAAGAUAAGCCGACUCCGAGAUCUUAUACCGUGGAGAUUGCGUGCGUAAGUUUCUUGGUGAUGUUCGGGAUCAUUUUUACCGGGAAGCGCGAGAAUGAGAACAUUGCGCUUGCUUGGGCGACCAAGUUUGCGACGAAGGAUUCCAUUUUCGAGAAGAAUUUCAGCUUGUUGGGUGUUGGGGAAGGAGAUGACUCGCCCCUUUUGCUCAAAGAAGGGCAGAAUGUAUUCAAGUUCUACGCGAGUGGGCGAAGGUUUUGCCAAGGUCUAUUGGCGACUAUGGAGUUGAAGAGCAGGCAUGAUUUGAUAUCGAGGAUGUACAAUCUGAUUGUGCCAUGCCGUGAUGAGAUUACUUUUGAGGUCUACAUGAAUGAUGAUGCCAUGGAUCAUGUGAUUUUUGCUGUGGCAAAGAAGAAGGCAGCUAAAGGGAUGCAGAAAGAAGUGAGGGACUUGCAGAGAUUUGCGGGAAUGUUAUCACCUCCUGGCGGGAGGAAGUGGGUUGCUGAUGAGUUGGCAGUUAUUUCAGAGUCCAAGGAGGUUGCUGGGGAUUUGAUAACAGAGGCGGUGCUUGAUCAGGUACUGGGGGAUAAGGCUUUUGAAAAAUUUGGAAAGGGUUUCAUCUCCAUGCAUUUCUCUGAUCAGCACUCUGCUGCUCACAAGAAGGUGCUAUUGUUUAAGUUUGCUCUCCCAGGCCAACACAUGGCGGAUAUGACCCGUUUGGUGGCUCUUAUACCAUAUUACAUCGAUCUAGUCGGGCGUUACAAGCUUAGUUCUCAGGCACGGACCAAAACUGAAGCUGCCAGAUCAAAGGCUUUCCAAGAGGCAUAUAAAGAACUCCAUAAUGCCAGGCAAGAAGCCAUACAGAAAAAGAAGGCAGAGAAAAAGAGGAUGUCGGAAGAGACUGAAGCAAAACUUAGUGCAGAGUCUCUUCGGAAGAAAGAAGCUAAGGAGCGUGCUCGCCAAAUGAAGAAAGCAAUGCCAAAGAUGAAGAUGACCCGCGCUCACUAGAUUCUUGAGCCAAUCAAUCAUCGGUCUACGAGUUCGCUAUAGUUCCUGGAGCAUUUUCUUUAAGCCCUAAUCUGUUGCUGUCCUGUACUCUAGUCUCUCAUUUUAGCCGUCUUUUCGCUUUCCCUUUGGAUCCAAAGGUAUCAGGAUUUUAUGCUUUGAAAGUUAGUGGAGUAAUUUCCUAGGUGCGGACACUUUUGAAACGGGUCUGUUUAUUUCGUGUAAACUGCUUUUUGGUCUUAGAAGAUAUUUUGCUAAAAAUAAUUUUGAAAGAUAGACA
Molecule: messenger RNA, 1633 nt
Organism: Eucalyptus grandis
Lineage: Eukaryota; Viridiplantae; Streptophyta; Magnoliopsida; Myrtales; Myrtaceae
Biological process (GO): endoplasmic reticulum calcium ion homeostasis
Cellular component (GO): endoplasmic reticulum
Molecular function (GO): calcium ion binding
Source: RefSeq, a predicted model, not a curated record